AUGGAACGUACCGACAUUUUCGGGUAAGACAUGCCGCCCUGUUCCUUAUUUUCAAGACCGUUUCUCACUUUCAGAUACACUCUGGAGCAACUGAACACUGUCGUUGACACUCUGAUCAAAGAAUCUCUCGCUCGAAACGACGCGAUUUCGGCAAACACCAAACAAAAAUUGGAAAAAGUUCUGUUCGACGUGGAGCGCUUCGGAGACACCACCCAACUACAGAUCCUGCUCGUCCGCGACAAACUCCGCGCGGUUCUGUUCUUCGUCGACAAACACUACGACCAUCUUCAGAAGAUGAUCACGUUCGGAACGUUUGCGGAGAGCGACUUCAAAAUCAUCCGAGAGAUGUACAAGGAGGCGGAGCUGGCGAUCCGGGGAAAUGUGAGUUGAUCUAGGAAGGUUACUUGACGUUGCAAACUUCAGACUCUCCAGCCGAAAGCGCCGAUUCUCUACCCGGCAUCCAUUGAUCCGAGGGAUGCGGACGGAAUUCCAGGCACUAUCAACGAAUACCUCGAGAACCACUACAAGGUCCGCAGAGCCACGCACAAGAGUCUGAAGGCGCGGAAGCUGGUGGAAAUGACCGGACUUUCGGAGGAGGUGAUCCAGGCCAAGUUCGACCUGUACCGCGGAAUCUGGAAGGCGAAGCAGAAGGAGAAAGAGAAGAAGCAGAAGAAGGAGGAAGAGCACAACUUCCACAUCUACCAGCGAGUCCUCAGAACCUACAACUUCCCGUUCCUGCCGAGCCCGCCGAUGACCCGCCACGACCGUUUCCCGUUGCACAGAAUCCCGCUUAACGAGCCGCUUUUCAUCGAAAUCCCCUGA
Caenorhabditis sp. 36 PRJEB53466 is the source of this 822-nucleotide messenger RNA. The record is from the annotation of a GenBank genome assembly. Lineage: Eukaryota; Metazoa; Nematoda; Chromadorea; Rhabditida; Rhabditidae.